AAGCCGUGGUGGUAUUACCCUAUAAUCAACUCUGAAAUUGCACAUUUAUACUUUCUUUCUUCGUUUUGUUUCGUUCUCGUCCCAGAGUUGCGAUUUGAAGUAUGUGGGCAGUGAGUCGGCUUACAAACCUCUGGAUUCAUGGUACCUUUCUCUUCCAGUUCUCACGUCUGCACUUCAGACUGAAAUGCGUCUCCUCGUGUUCUAAGGCUGUGCCAUGCCUAAGUGAAGAUUGCGAUGAGUUCUUGCCGUGGUUAGAGCGGAAGGCAGGGGUCGAAAUUUCUUCACUUCUUUCGAUUGGGAAAUCUGGACAUGGCAGGUCAUUGUUAGCAUCGAAGUUCAUACGAGCUGGAGAUUGCAUACUGAAGGUUCCUUUUAGUGUGCAGAUUACACCAGACAAAAUCCUUCCCGAAAUUAGCUGGUUAUUAGGAGAUGAUGUUGGAUAUACUGCACGGCUUGCUAUUUUUAUUUUAGUCGAGAAGAAAAUGGGCCAGGACUCCAGAUGGGUCCCCUAUAUAAGCCGUCUUCCUCGGCCCGGGGAGCUUCAUUGCACUAUAUUCUGGAGUGAAGAUGAACUGGACAUGGUUCGAAAAAGUGCAAUAUAUCAUGAAACUGUCAAUCAACAAGCCCAACUUGAAAAGGAAUUUUUGGCAAUUAGACCAGUUCUUGAUCAUUUCCCUCAGAUUUUUGAAGAUGUUACACUGAAGGAUUUCAUGCAUGCAUAUGCUUUAGUUGGAUCCCGUGCAUGGGGAAGUUCUAAGGGUCUAUCUCUGAUUCCAUUUGCAGAUUUUCUAAAUCAUGAUGGGUUUUCAGAGGCAGUGUUGUUAAGUGACGAACAUAAACAAAUCUCUGAGGUUAUUGCUGAUAGGGAUUAUGCUCCUGGCGAAGAGGUUUUAAUAAGGUAUGGGAAGUUCCCAAACACCACACUCCUGCAGGACUUUGGAUUUACACUUCCAUACAACGUUCAUGAUCAGGUUCAGAUUUGGGUUGGUGUACCUCAACAUGAUCCUCUACGUAUGAUGAAAUUGGACCUUUUACGUAAACAUUGUGCCCAGACGGUCACAAAUACCGACGGUUUUGACUCGUUCAAGACUAAUUUUACAAUCAAGGAAGUAAGAUCUGCCAGUAGAAAAGGGAAGGGGAUUCCACAACCACUUCGUGCAUUUGCUCGUGUUUUAUCCACCACUUCUGUUGAAGAACUGGAGGAUUUGGUUUCGGAAGCUGCACAAAAUGAUGGCCGUCUGGCUCGACGUCCUCUACAGAACGAGAGUAGGGAGAUCCAAGCCCAUCAGUUCCUGCUUUCGCAAAUUUCACAAUUGAUUCAGGAAUAUGAAGUGUCUAUCAAGUCACUGAAUACUGACAAGCCUACCUCAGUUGGACGGCUCACUAUCCGAGCACAAAUGGCUCAAGAUCUCCUUGCUGGGGAACUUCGUGUCCUAAAGUCAGCAUCUACGUGGCUGAAGAAUUACUGUGCAACCUUAUCUACAGCAGAAGAUCAAUCAUGAGAGCAUGGUAAUGCCACCGGUGAUUUUGAAAAUUAACUGGAGAGUGAGUGGCCAAGAAGAGUGUGACAAGAAAUGUGGCUUCCAGAAUUCGAGUCGAAUAAAUAUCAUGGAUGUGAACUAUUGCAUUA
Telopea speciosissima is the source of this 1630-nucleotide messenger RNA. RefSeq names its product ribulose-1,5 bisphosphate carboxylase/oxygenase large subunit N-methyltransferase, chloroplastic. The coding region runs from base 102 to 1502 and encodes 466 amino acids. Lineage: Eukaryota; Viridiplantae; Streptophyta; Magnoliopsida; Proteales; Proteaceae. Gene Ontology annotation, molecular function: protein-lysine N-methyltransferase activity; protein binding. Gene Ontology annotation, biological process: peptidyl-lysine monomethylation. The transcript has 15 exons. The record is from RefSeq and is a predicted model, not a curated record.